GCUGAAUCUUUGAAUGUUCUGCCUGACUAUGAUUUUAGUUGGAUAAAAGACAAGGAAAAUGGGUUACGCAGACGAUUCUUAGAUAAAAAGAUAGAAAAGCAAGACCAAGAUUACCGAAUAAAACUAUUUGAUAAACUGUCUAAAACUAAUGUUUAUGCUGAUGAUAUAUUGCAUAGUGAAAUAAGUAAAACAAAUCCACGUUUUAAGUAUUUAAAAAAAUAUGAAACCUUAUACCGCAAAUUUUUGUCCAUGAAAGGAGUGAAGUAUGUUUACAAAAGAGAUUUUUUCUGGAGAACAUGGCGCUUGAUAAAUAACACGAAUAAUACAGUUAUUUGCUAUAAGUGUAACAGUUUUAAUUCAUCAAGUUCUCAGUGUGGAUAUUGGGUUAUAGAAGAGAAGCCUCCACCUUGUCCACAUGAAAUAUUUUCUUUAACCGAUUCCAAAACGCUAUGCGUUGUAAAUUAUACGGGAUUUCAUAACGCUUCUCAAUCUUGCCCUUCAAAAAUACACCUCGAAGAAUUGUUGGAAACUUGUAAUAAUCCGAUAAUGACGAAAUGGAGGAUUCAAAGGAAUUACAGUGCUGCGGAUCAGAGUGCAAUCGAUGUUUGUCAAGGAAGUGAGAGUUGCGAAAUGACUACCAUAUACACGAUUAACAAGGAUUCAAUAAUAUUCAGAUUAAUAAAUUCCACAAAUCACAUAUUCUACUCCCGUGUCAUGAAAAGCGGAAACAAAAACUAUGCUUGUGACGAAGACUGUGGUUACUUUAAUCCACUUACACAAGCUAUCAGAAAAAAUAACCAACAUUUAGUACUAAAUUUAUUAAAUUACAAUCUAAAAAAUAAAAGAGAAGACAUAAUUUCAAAAAAGAUCGUCAACAAGAGUAAAAUUAACGAUCCUUUAAAAAAAUCGGUUUUUAAAUAUGGACUUCACUAUAAACAAGUGUCAAAAAAGCAGUACACAGAUAAAAAACCGAAUAUAGUCAACAAUUCGAAAUCUCUAUGCAAAAUACUCCAAGAUUCAUAUUUGGAUGUGAAAGAAAAUUACUCUGAUUAUGAUUUUUAA
Molecule: messenger RNA, 1062 nt
Organism: Colias croceus (clouded yellow)
Lineage: Eukaryota; Metazoa; Arthropoda; Insecta; Lepidoptera; Pieridae
Exons: 3
Coding region: 250-1062 (270 amino acids)
Source: RefSeq, a predicted model, not a curated record